This is a messenger RNA of Hypoxylon fragiforme, 1161 nucleotides long. RefSeq lists its product as uncharacterized. The transcript has a single exon. Bases 438 to 944 code for a protein of 168 amino acids. The record is from RefSeq and is a predicted model, not a curated record. Lineage: Eukaryota; Fungi; Ascomycota; Sordariomycetes; Xylariales; Hypoxylaceae.
UCAGCUGUGAGCACCUAGGCUUCUAGUUACCAGUCUACCUAGGGACCUAUACUAGAUAAGUAAGAUACAGGUAGCCUCCGGAGGCCAAUAGAUAGGUACCUAGAGACAACGACACUACUCAAUCAUUGUGUAGCAAUCAAUCUUCAUAUACCGAAUUAGAGUAUCAAGACUCAAAACAUAUGACACCGUUCUCGAACCAUACCUUGAUAUUCCAUCUUCUGAUACUUAACGACCGCACGCGUUUCGUGGUGAAAUGUAUGAACCGGAACGCAAUGUUGACUUUUGGGGGGAUAUAAGGCCGGCCACCCCCUAUUAAAUUCCUAUCAAACCAAAUCAAGCCAACAAAGCAAUACCAUCACUCUAAGCUCUUAUCAAAACGUCCAUUAACUACUUCAAUCAAAGGAAGCGUAUCCGUUCUUACCUAGUACCGAUUAAUCAUGUCCGACGGCGAGGCCGGGGUUCAAGCCCUUAAUAUCACUGAGGGGGUAAUCCUCGCAGCGUCGCUCAUCCUGGGCAUACCCACCCUGAUGGGUAUCACGUUCCUCAUCUGGAGGUACAUUCACCGCCGCUACCGCCGUGGUCGUCGACAGGAGGCCCGCGAUGCCGAGGACCACCAGCAGCCGCCGCCGCCUCCCGCAUACCGCCAUGGAAUGGAGUUAACCCGGAUGGAGCGGAGCGAAGAACGGGCGUACUCGUCUGCCUCGCCGUCGCCGGAACUACCCCCGGUUAUCUUUUCCUCCAGGGCGAGCACCUUUGUGGCCCCCCAGCCUAUCCGGCCGCUCCCGGCAGCUCACAUCUUGGAGGAGAGAGCGAUCGUCUUCCGCCUCAACCCGCAGCAAACGAUCGUGGAGGGGGCACUUGGGCGAGGAGAAGUGCCGUCGAGCCAGUGGAUGCAAGACUCGAACGAUGAGCUCCACUUUGGCUAUGCUGUGGACAGGGUCUAAGGAUCUGGGGAGGGGUUCAAAGUAAGUUGAGUAUUGUUGGUGAGCGGGAGGUGAUCAUUAAAUGAUGGUAAAUCUCUAAAAAAAAAACCAAAAAAAAAAAAAAAUCUGUUUCUGCAUUGUUUAUUGUUUAAUAGCAGAUCAACUAGUUAGAACGUAAAGUUAGCAACAAUAAAAUCUGUUUAUCUGUUUCCAAGUAUAAAGAAUUUGUCUACGCACA